Diuraphis noxia (Russian wheat aphid) is the source of this 1585-nucleotide messenger RNA. RefSeq names its product canopy family protein seele (gene sel). Gene Ontology annotation, cellular component: endoplasmic reticulum. The record is from RefSeq and is a predicted model, not a curated record. NCBI's taxonomy places the organism in Eukaryota, Metazoa, Arthropoda, Insecta, Hemiptera, Aphididae.
UACUAUUACUAUUUAAUAUUUAGUAUUUACUGUAUUUAGUAUUUUUCAGUUGUUUUGAGUGAUAGAGACAUAGAGUUUACUGAGUUUAGUGAGUCAAUAUAACUUUUCUAUGUCAGUGCAGGGUUCACUAACGAAUUCUAAUUGCAACUUUUAUGCGAUGUGUAUUAAAAUUUAUGUGUUGACUGUUGAGUGAUUUAGUUUUUAGUAUUAAUUAUUAUUCACARUUCACAUUGACAAGUAAUCUGGCUAUAGUUUUGUUUUUUUUUUUGUUUUUAAAUUAGCUGCCUAGUGCCAAAACACAGGACAAAACAAUUAUUGAUUGACACAGAGUGCUUGAAUUUAGAAACACAAUUUUUUUCAUAAUGUUUUUCCCUAAAUAUUUAUGUAUGGUUUUUGCGUUAUUAAUGCCAUGUAUAGCAUUUGACUCUUCAAAUUUAAAAUGUGAAGUGUGUUGUCGUCUUGUUGAAGAAAUACAACGUAAUGUUAGUUCUGUGGAUCCAACAAAUAUCGUGCAAGUUUCUAAUUUCCGAUUGGAUGGAAAUGGUGACCAAAUAAAACAGACUGUUCCAUUAGCUCGGUCACAAUUAUACUUAACAGAAGUUAUGGAUUCUGUGUGUGAAAAGAUGAAUGAUUAUGUUCGUGCUACAUUUAAGAAGAAUGGUACGCUGACAGUUAUGCCAUUGCUAAUAGAUGGAAAAAUGAACCCAUUGAUGAGUGAGGUAGAAGUGGUUCAAGACUCUGAUCUGAAUAAAAGUUUACAGUACCACUGUGAAGACAUUGUUGAUGAUAUUGAAGAAGAUCUCAUAAAUAUGAUUAAGUCUGAAGAUGAUGAUCAUAUUGUUCACUCCAUUUGUACUGAUGUUAUGCAAUUGUGUCCAAGAAAAAAUAAUAAAGUAGAACUUUAACCAAAAGUUACUGAAUUUAAAUGUUUUUAUUUAUACCUAAUUUAUUAUGAUUAAAUAUUGUUUAUACAUAAAAUAAUGCUGAUGUGAUUUUAUAUUAGCUUCUUUUGUUUUAUUAACCUAAUAAAUUUUCUGUUAUAUGCGAUAGUAUUAUGUCUAACAUAAGCAAUGAUACAAGUAUAUAUUUUGCCUUACGUUUUUGAUWUACACCCAGACAACAUAUGUUUGUUGGCUUGAGUAUUAUAAAAAUGUAAUUAUGUAUUACAUAUUACAAUACCYAAGUAGUAACUAGUAUAAUUUGGUGUAUAUAAUAUUAUUGAUAGCUAGUGCUAACAUAAUUUUUUAUAACUUAUCCUUAUUAUUCUACUAAAUACUAAAUACUCUAGGACAGAGAUGGCGAACCUAUGUCACACGUUUCAUUCUGUGACACUCGCACAUUAUAUCACUGACACGUCAAUUAAAAUAUAAUUUAUAAUUUUUGCUUCACUUCCAAAAAWAUUACUGAUAAUUUAAAAUUAACUUGAACUUAUUAUUGUAAUAUAUUGUAAAAAAUCACAGAUAUUAGUGCAGCAUGUAUUCAAUUAAAAUCUCUAAAUCAUAAUCUUAGCUGGAAAAUGCAGCAACAGAUUUCUCAUUAAAAACUAAUUUUUGUAAUUAAAAAAUUAUGUAAUUAGGUAUAUUAA